Molecule: messenger RNA, 1029 nt
Organism: Dibothriocephalus latus
Lineage: Eukaryota; Metazoa; Platyhelminthes; Cestoda; Diphyllobothriidea; Diphyllobothriidae
Source: the annotation of a GenBank genome assembly
GAGGAGAAGGCACAAGAUCAGAAGGCGCAGUUGGCGGAACGCGAUGAUCUGAUUGGCCAGCUACGGACCAAUCAGCGUAAGCUGGAGGAAGAAAACAAAGUUCUUAUGGAACGGAUCAUGGAUAUUCAAAACAACCUCUCACACCAGGAAUCUGCGACAAGCCGCGCGGAGCGCCUAAGCAUCUCUCGGCUGCAUGCAGUUAAGUCGAACGAUGAGUGUCGACUGAUACGAAGAGCCCUCGAAGAUUCUGAGUCGAGGGUCAACGCUGCUGAAGUCGCACGUCGCAAUCUGGAGACGGAAUUCCAGCGCCAGCGCAACACCCUGACUGAUCGGUCGGCGGAACUGCAGGCCUCGAAUGCGCGGCUGGAUACCGCACUAAAGGACCUAUCGGCGGCUGAAAACCGAAUCAGUGAACUGAACUGCACCGUGGAGAGGCUGACGCAGUUGUGCAGUCGAAAUGCGAUGACAGAGAGCGAGGCAAAGGAUCAGGCGGAACGACUGACUGCGAGAGUCAACGAACUGCAGCAUGAGAACGCCGAGAUGCAUGAGCGCAUUGCGCUACUGCAACGUCAGUUGACUGCAGCCGAUCACGAAAAUCGUAUCCUGCAGGAGAGAAACGAGAACAUACAGAACAGCCUGUUCGAAUGCAAAAACCAGCUACAGCAAAUGCACGAUCGGAUACAGAAGCUGCAGGCAGAGCUGAGUGCAGGCGACCUUCAACGAUCGGAAUUGGAGACUCAGAAUCGCCAAUUGCACAACCAAAUAAGUGAACAAGACAAUGUCCAGAAGGAUCUCCUACAGCAGUUACUUACUUUGCAAUGCAAUAAAGAGAAUGCAAUGGAAAAGGUCUCCACCCUGACAAAAUCAAACACGGAAUGCGAGAAGGAGAAGGCCGAUUUGGAGGUGGAGUUGAAGCAACAGAAAAGUGAAAUGCAGCAGUUGAAGAAGACGCUUGAACGGGUAGGUAUUCUGUCCACCUUUCAAAUCGAGAUCAUAGUCGCAAAAAAACUAAUAUGUUUGCCUUUUUAG